AUGAAAUUGAACACAAUUGCAGCCCUGUUGGCCUCCCUGUCUGCUGUGGGCUCCGUCAAUGCGAUCAACAUCAUCUCCUCCAACGAUGAUGGCUGGGCCGAAGUGAAUAUUCGAGCUCUCUUUGACACGCUCACUGCUGGUGGCCACUCCGUCGUGGUAGCUGCCCCAGCAGAGAAUCAGAGCGGAACUGGUUCCUCGCAAGGGACACCCACGACUCUCACGGAAGCCUGUGAAUUCAACAGCUGCCCUUCUGGUAGUCCAGCCAUUGGACACAAUACUUCACAGCCACGUCUGAACUAUGUCAAUUCGUAUCCGGCAACAUCCAUGAAGUACGGCAUCAACUCGAUCGGCCCUCAAUUCUUUGACGGCACUCCUGAUCUCGCGGUCGCCGGCCCGAAUGUUGGAAACAACAUUGGGCUGGCGGCCUUGCUAUCUGGCACCGUUGGAGCGACCACUUACGCUGCCCAUAAUGCUGGAAUUCCCGCAAUUGCAUUCUCUGGAGCCACAGGCUCCCAAACUGCCUGGAAUGCCUCCGCUACCUACCCGACUUACAGCCAAGUAUAUGCCGAUCUUGCGCUCAAUUUGACCGACCACCUGGUCGCCGCUGGCAGACCUUAUCUCCCGAACGACAUCUGGCUGAAUGUGAACUUCGGGGCAGUCUUGUCGGAAUGCAGGACGGCCGAGGACUUUUCUUUCGUGCUUUCACGUAUUCAUGUCGCGGUGCCUCUCAUCACCCCCGACGACGUGACGACCUGUGGUAGCUCCCGGCUGCCGAGCGAGAUAGCCGUUUCCCUCACUUCUGGAUGUUACGCAAGCGUGUCAGUAGGAGUGGCAGGCACCAAGGGUGACGCCAACGCCACGAUGCAGGGGGUUGUUCUGAAGAAACUGAGCAAUAUUCUCACCUGCUUGGCGUAA
Messenger RNA from Penicillium daleae, 915 nucleotides. Its product is annotated as 5'/3'-nucleotidase SurE. The record is from RefSeq and is a predicted model, not a curated record. NCBI's taxonomy places the organism in Eukaryota, Fungi, Ascomycota, Eurotiomycetes, Eurotiales, Aspergillaceae. The transcript has 4 exons. Gene Ontology annotation, molecular function: nucleotidase activity. Bases 1 to 915 code for a protein of 304 amino acids.